Letharia columbiana is the source of this 573-nucleotide messenger RNA. RefSeq lists its product as uncharacterized. The transcript is spliced from 2 exons. NCBI's taxonomy places the organism in Eukaryota, Fungi, Ascomycota, Lecanoromycetes, Lecanorales, Parmeliaceae. Bases 1 to 573 code for a protein of 190 amino acids. The record is from RefSeq and is a predicted model, not a curated record.
AUGUCUGUCCCAUUGCCCCCAAACGAAAGUCGUGGACCCAGCCUAAUCGCUAAUCAAUGGAUCACCGUGUCCAUUGCAUCAUUGCUCGUUUUGUUGCGUGUGUAUACUCGAGCAUUUCUCCGUAAAGCAGCAGGCGCCGAUGACUGGACGAUCGUGAUUGCUAUGGGCUUUGCUGUUGCCCAGGGCAUCGUCACAACCUUUGGGGUGGACAACGGGUUUGGACGACAUAUCGAGUACUUACAGCCUGACCAGAUCAGGAAUGUCCUUCUCAUGACUCAAAUCCUUGAGGUUCUCUAUACUAUUGGGACCUUUCUCGUCAGAGUCUCUGUGUGUCUCUUGGUUCUACGUAUGGUACCUCCCACACACCGGGAAUUCUUCAAGUACACAUACAUCUUCCUCGCAUUCUUCGCCGUCAUGAGCACUGCUACUUUGCUGUCCAUCCUCCUCGCAUGUAUCCCGAUUCAGGGUACGUGGGACAGGGAAAUCAAGGCGCGUUGCAUCCCACCCUUAGAUUUGACCAUCAUCGCCAAGACCCAGUGUGGCAUGUGGCUCCACAUCUUGGAAUCUGAAUAA